AUGACCGAAAUCGGGGUGGGCGAUGAAACUCCUUCGCCAGAGAAUUCGAACGAAACGGAAGAAGUCGAAAACGAAGUAGAAGUAGCGACCUACUUCAGCGAGAGAAUUCAUGUCCCAGAGUCUCAGAAAGCGUUUUCAUUCCGGAAAUUGUGGGCGUUUACUGGUCCGGGUUUUCUGAUGUCGAUCGCAUACUUAGAUCCUGGGAAUAUUGAGUCGGAUUUGCAGAGUGGGGCCAUUGCUCAAUUCACGCUGCUGUGGGUGUUAAUGUGGAGCCAUGUUUUGGGCCUGUUUAUGCAGCGAUUUGCGCUCAGACUCGGAGUUACUACCGGGAAGCAUCUGGCGCAAGUCUGCUACGACGGCUAUUCUCCUCCAGUGCGAAUUCUUCUCUGGCUUUCGAUAGAAUUAGCCAUUAUCGGCAGCGAUAUGCAAGAAGUAAUUGGCACGGCCAUCGCGUUCUCUCUUCUAUCAAACGGUGCGAUUCCUCUCUGGGGCGGUGUGCUCAUCACAAUUGUCGACACAGUCGUUUUCCUUUUCCUCGACAAGUAUGGCCUCCGAAAGUUAGAAGCAUUCUUCGCAGUUUUAAUUACGACAAUGGCGAUUUCCUUUGGUUUCGAGUACGUCCAAGCUGCGCCCGAUCAAAAAGAAGUUGUUUACGGCAUUGUUGUACCUCACUGCACCAAUUGCGGAGUUCCUCAGCUGGCACAAGCAAUCGGAAUAAUCGGCGCCGUCAUUAUGCCCCACAAUAUUUACCUGCACUCCGCUCUUGUGAGAUCCCGAGAAGUAGACAGAAGAAAGCCAAAAGAAAUCAAAGAAGCGAACAUGUACUUUUUCAUUGAAUCCGCGAUGGCAUUGUUUGUUUCGUUCAUAAUCAAUGUAUUCGUCGUUUCUGUUUUUGCAGAAGGUUUCUACGGGAAAACGCUGGAGAAUUUGAACACCACCGCUACUGCUUUUUACGAAGAUGUACUGCACUCGAACCCGCCCUAUUCGAUCUUCCCCCUCGAAAACGAAGAUGCGAACAGUACAGAUGUAGCAGUAGAUAUAUUCAAAGGAGGAGUCUUCCUCGGCGCUGAAUACGGUCUGCCAGCAUACUACAUCUGGGCCGUCGGAAUCUUUGCAGCUGGCCAGAGCUCAACCAUGACCGGCACUUAUAGUGGCCAGUUUGUCAUGGAAGGAUUCCUCAAUCUUCAGUGGUCCCGUUUCGCCCGAGUCGUUCUCACUCGCUCUCUGGCAAUCGUGCCUACUUUCGCCAUUGCCUUUUACUCGGAUAUUUCGAGCUUGACCAACAUGAAUGAUAUUUUAAACAUCCUUCAAUCGAUUCUUCUCCCUUUCGCGAUUAUCCCUGUUCUUCAUUUUUGUGCUCAAGCGAGAAUAAUGGGUGAAUUUGCGACUGGAAAGUUUUGGACUAUCUUCGGUCCAUUGGUAGCUUUUGUGAUUAUUGGAAUCAAUUUGUAUUUUGCUUACGAUAUCAUUAUUGGUUUUGAAAAAGUAGCUGCGUAUGCGAUUUCAGGAGUCAUUGCUGUCCUCUACUUCAUCUUUUGCUUCUACAUGAUCUGGCUCUUCUUCCGCGACGCAUUCCUCCCGCGGCUACGAUCGCUCUUCUUUCACAGCGGAGAGGACGAAGAAUUACUGGUCGACGACGAGUAG
Oikopleura dioica is the source of this 1644-nucleotide messenger RNA. Lineage: Eukaryota; Metazoa; Chordata; Appendicularia; Copelata; Oikopleuridae. The record is from the annotation of a GenBank genome assembly.